Molecule: messenger RNA, 4698 nt
Organism: Acinonyx jubatus (cheetah)
Lineage: Eukaryota; Metazoa; Chordata; Mammalia; Carnivora; Felidae
Product: zinc finger protein 658
Exons: 7
Coding region: 2848-4146 (432 amino acids)
Biological process (GO): negative regulation of transcription by RNA polymerase II
Molecular function (GO): DNA-binding transcription repressor activity, RNA polymerase II-specific
Source: RefSeq, a predicted model, not a curated record
UUUGCUAGGAGGAGAGGGGGUUCCCCGCUUUAAGGUUAGGGAAGCACAAACGAGGGAAGGGAUCCCCGCAACACUCAGGCGACCCCCGUGCGGAUUUCUCUACACUCGGUGCCUUCACUGUCCUUCUCUACUGCCCCCCGCCCCCCCCCCGCCCCUCACUCCACUGCUUGUGAGAUGCAGACCGUCCUCAUGUAGUCGAGGCACAAAAGUUGCGUUCUUAACCUAAGAGUAUUUCAUUUUUCCUUCUCAUGUUAAAGACGAAAGAAAAUGGGCGUGAGAGAGGUGUUCAGAGCCACCCAGCUUACUAGAGGCCGAGCCAGCACUAGCGCCCAGGGCUCCCGUCCGCCAGGGCCUGCCAGGCGGGGGCUUCCUCCUGGGCGCCUCAGUUCAUCGCUAAAACCCGCCCCUUCCCACCUUCCACCCCUUCAGACCCUCUCAUGGAUCUCCUCUCCUCCAGGGGAAGGACUCUGGUAGGAGGUCAUGGAGAGAAAACCCAGUAAGAUGAUAUAUGUAUAUUUUUAUGAGAUACUUAAACAGUGGGCAUAUGUUUAUUGUCUAAAAUAAAUUAGAAAAUGCCACUAUUGUAAAAACAAACGAACACAUCCUACCAUGCAAAGGUCACCAUUGUUAACAUUUUGUGUGUUUUGUCCAGAUUUUUUCUUCUUCUUUUUUUUUUUUUUUUUUUUUUUUUUUUACAAAAACCCAUUCCAUGUGCUGAAAUUGAUGUAGACAAACAGGCAACAGAGCAAAGUGUCCCAGUGUCCCCUUUGACCACUGUUUUGGACCCACUCUAUUGGGUCUGCCUUCCUGCACUUGUUCCCUGGGGUUCCUACAAGGUACCACAAACUGAGCUGCCUAAACAACACACACGUGGUCUCUCUUGACUCCCUUGACCUUAGAAGUGAAGGCGCGGGUGUGGCCCGUUCCUUCUGAGGCCCUGAUUGGGGGGCCCGUUCCCGGCCUCUUUCCCGCCUUCUGGGGCUUUGCCGGCAAUCUGUGCCCAUUCUUGGUUUCUGCUGCAUCACUCUGAGCUCUGCCAUCAUCCUCCCUGACGUUCUCCCUGUGUGAGUCCCUGGCCCCAGUUUCCCCCUUUUGUAAGGACGCUAGUCCUUCCUCCUGGACUGGGGCCUGUCCUCAUGACCACACCGUCACCUGAUCAUUGACAAAGGCUCUGUUUCUAAAGAAGGUCACAUUCUGAGAUAUUGACGGCUAGGAUCCCCAGCAGAUCUUCCUGGGGCACAGAGUUCAGCCCAGAACACUCUGCUGCCAGGAUGACAUCUCUGGUAACCCAGAGGGGUCCUGUUACUUGAGGCUGUAAUAGGGAACAGUCUCUCCUGGCUCGCUGGUGGGCCAGUGAACAUCUCACUGCCACAUCCGGGUUCUCUCUCUCCCUGUGGAUCUGCAGCCCUCCACUUCCUCCCACCCCCCAUGGAGGGCCUGUGAUCUCUUCUGUCUCUGCUCCUCCUUAACCCUUCCUUCUCCUCAUUGGACCACUUCUUUCUCCACCAGGGGCAGGGGUGGAGAAGGGGAAAUGGAAGAGAAGUGACACAGACAUUUCCUUGUUGCUUCCGGUAGCUCUCCCCCUGCCCAGCCAUCUGUCCUUUAUCACGCGGGAGGCCGCCUGAUGGCUUUGUAGGGGUGCAGAGCCUGUGACACGAGCAGGGGCUCUCUUCGCAGACCUCUGUGCCCGCUCCUGGCUCAGUGCUCUUGCUUCCCAGGGCUGGCUCUCUGUGUCCCGUAGGCAGCCUGCUUUCUCCCCAUGUUGUUCAGGCUCCCCUAGCUUCCUGCCCCCCACGUGGCCCCGGGGAACGCUGCAUCCUUGUUCUAACACAGGCAGGCCGUGCAGGUGUCUCCCAUUCCUGCCCCCACCCCCCACCCCCCCACCUGGCCACCAAGGUGGCCUCUGCGGGCUUCUCACUUCCAAGAGCUCCCUCCUGCCGUUGGGCUCCCGCAUCUGCAAAGCUUCCCCCAGAACGCUUGCGCCCCCCUCUGUUGAACCACCACGUGCCCAUGUGUUUCUGUAGCUGGGUAUGCGUCCAGCCUGGGGAGCCAGGUUACUCCCCCACUUUUGCCGGCUCAACCGUCCCUCUUGUCUUGGGAGGGGGGUAAAACACCAUGUAUCUACGUCUUCAGUAGUGCCCCUCCCUGCUCCUUUGCCCUUCCUUAUCCGAAGGAAGGUGUCCGUUAGGUUGGGUCUGCCAGCUCCUCCAGAGAAUUUGGGGUGUCUGGGAAUUGAGCUAAAACUUCAGGUACCCGGGGAAAAUACCACCCAUCUCUGCCUGUUACCCAUCUGUGAGUCAUGUGUUUGUGAAUUUCAUAGCUUCCUUUUUAUUUAUUUAUUUUUUCCCCACUUACUGGUGUUGCCAGAAGCUAGUUCUUACAGAUAUUCUGUAACAGUUUAAGUUGAUUCAUAGCAUGGCAUGCUUUGAUUGUGUCAUAAUUGAUUAACCAAUCUGUUAUUUUUAAGCACUUAGGUAGUCUCCAAUUUAAAAACCAAAACCAAAACUCCCUUGGAAUUCUUUAUGGAGUUUCUGUAAUUCUAGAGUUUGAGCGUCUCUGCAGACUUCUUGGACCCAACUCCAGUGUGUGUCUGUCCUGAGUAGGAACAUUCCUAAGACCAACCUCGUGUCUGUUCAGGAGAGAGAUAGGUGUGGGGUCCCGUUGAUGAUUCCAGCCACAGUAAACUUGCUCCUGAACCUUCGUGUUCCUGUCCCCUGGCCAAAUGAGGAAAGGAGGAGGAGGGCUCAGGAGAAGCCAUCAGAUCUUGUCCCAUGUUUGGUGUCUGCUUUCCCCCGCCCAGCAGGGAAGGACCAUGUCCCAGUACUGUGUUGAAUAGGAGAGGCAAGAAUGGGCCUCCUUGCCUUGUUCCAGAUCAAGGAAAGCUUUAGAGGGAAAGCUUUCACCACUGAGUAUGAUGUUAGCUGUGGGCUUUUCAUAAAUGGCCUUUAUUGUGUUGAGGGCUCAUUGUCAUUCCGAGACGUGGCUGUGGGGUUCACCCGUAAGGAAUGGCAGCAUCUGGACCCCACUCAGAGGACGCUGUACCGGGAUGUGAUGCUCGAGAAUUACAGCCACCUGGUCUCAGUAGGGUGUCAGGUCACCAAACCGGCUGUGAUCUCCAGGUUGGAGCGAGGCCAAGAACCGUGGAUGGAGGAGGAAGAACUCGUCAGAUGGAGCUUUCCAGAAGCAAUUUUGCAAGUCGACGGUCACGCAGGCAGACCACGGGAGCACCAAGCCACACUUCUGCGGAGCGGCGCCUUCCUGGACGGCCGGGAACCGACCGAGAGAGGGCCCCGGGCCUCCGUCCGCCAGAAGGCAGACCUUGAUCCCUCACAACGGCAGGGAUGCGCCUGUGACUCGUGUGGCGCGAGUCUGCCGCGUCACGGAGACGGUCGUCCCACCGCCUACCUGGCCAGGAGGCGCUUCGAGUGCGACGGGCAGGGGAACGUGUUCCUCUACUCCAGGCCCGACGGCCCGGCUCCGGGCGCGCGGCCGCGGCAGUGUGAGCGGUGCAGGUGGCCGGGAGGCCGGGCCCGCCGCGGGGAGCCCUUCCCGUGCGAGGCGGCCGUGCGCGCCGAUCCGCGGCUGCACGCGGGCCCCGCGCCCCCCGAGGCCGGCCUCUCCAGCCGCCUGGGCUGCCAAGAGCCGCCCGGCGGCCCCGCGCCGCCCCCGCGGUCCGGCCCAUCGCUGCCCGCCGCCCUUCUGGCCGGGGGGAAGCCCUACAAGUGCUCCGAGUGCGACAAGACCUUCUCGCACAAGUCCCGCCUCGUCGAGCACCACCGCUCGCACACGGGCGAGAAGCCGUACGGCUGCGGCCAGUGCGGCAAGGCCUUCUCCCGCAAGUCGUGCCUCCUCAUCCACCACCGCAUCCACACCGGCGAGAAGCCGUUCGGCUGCGGCGAGUGCGGCAAGGCCUUCUUCCAGAAGUCGCACCUCAUCCUGCACCGGCGGACCCACACGGGCGAGAGGCCCUACGAGUGCGGCGAGUGCGGGAAGGCCUUCUCGCAGAACUCCUGCCUCAUCAUCCACAGGAGGACCCACAUGGGCAAGAAGCCGUACGAGUGCUCCGAGUGCGGCAAGACCUUCUCCCAGAAGGCCAACCUCAUCCGCCACCACAGGAUCCACACCCGGGAGAAACUGCACGGCUGACGGGCACAGCCGCCGUGGGCCUCCCUCCCGCGUCCCCGCGCGUCUGGGAACGCGAGGACAAACCUCCGCGUGCCCCCCCCCCGCGCACCACCCUUCAGUGGGAAAUCCGGUGCCCCCGCGGGAAGAGAGCGCGACCGAGGGGAAGCCCCUCCCUCGACCGUAGGGAGGGGAGGGUGAGGACACUCUAGAGCCACCUGUUUUUACAAGAGCUGCCUCAUGACAGAGGGGAUGGCUGUGAAUUCACUCUGGUCGUUGAGCUUUCGAGUCUGUAAAUAAAUGUAAUCAUUUAAGACAACAGCUGUGAGCAACAUGGGAACAGUCCCUGGGACGGGGGCAUUUAGGGGUUGUGUUCCCAAUGAUGCUGCAUAGGAGGAAUUUUAUUUGUCAACGCAGUGGUAAUCCAACAGAAUUGUGAGCCUGGAGGCACAGCCACCAGACUGUAGAGAAUGACCUCUAUGGAGCCCCCGCACUAAAUCCUACCCUUUGGUCGCUGUAGGGUAUGUUAUACCCGGAACAGUACGAACUUAUUAAACCAGGAGUCCGUGCACCGUA